AUGGCGAAAAGUACAAAGAAUGCCACGUCGUCUGCGGAGGUCGAAGAAGUGACAGGGCCGUCUGCGGCUGCGCCAGUUAAAAGGCAGUUGAAAACAACACAGACUCAAACUGUUUUUGCGUUAGACGACAACAAAAAUCUCGCACUUAAUCAGCAUUAUCUCUCGCGCGCCAAAAUGCCUUGCCGCACCAAAUCAGGCACCAGAAAAGCCUCCUCCCAAAAUGCAAAGAAGCCAUCGACGAGGAAAACUGCCAAGGCUGCCAGCAAAUCGGUCGAUACCAAGGAGAAUCGUUACAUCACAGACUUCUUUCCCACCGUUUCUAGACGCGUCUUGGCGGCCCAGCUGAAGCUUGAUAAUGAAAACAAACUAAUUCGCCACUGUGUAGAAUCUUGCACUGAUCCUGAAGACAAUCUGAUGGUCACUGAGUUUGAAAGCAAAGGCAAAGGCAUCGUGGCGAGGGUGCCCAUAAAGAAGGAUUCUUUCAUUUGCGAGUACAGUGGUGAUUUAAUCAAGUUGGAGGAUGCAGAGAAACGCGAACGAGAAUACGAAGCAAGCGGAGAAGGCUGCUACAUGUACUACUUCACCUGGAAUUCAGUUGUGUGGUGCGUUGAUGCUACAAAGCCUUCCGGUCGCCUUGGACGACUGAUAAACCAUAGCCGAAAGGCACCCAACUGCAAAACCAAAGUAUAUGAACACAACAAAACGCCUCAUUUAAUUUUCAUUGCCUUACGUGACAUUGACGUCGACGAAGAGGUGCUUUACGAUUACGGAGAAAGAGAUCCCAAUGCGAUUCGAUCGAAUCCCUGGCUCACAUCUACUUAG
Rhagoletis zephyria (snowberry fruit fly) is the source of this 822-nucleotide messenger RNA. NCBI's taxonomy places the organism in Eukaryota, Metazoa, Arthropoda, Insecta, Diptera, Tephritidae. The record is from RefSeq and is a predicted model, not a curated record.